Molecule: messenger RNA, 2117 nt
Organism: Eruca vesicaria subsp. sativa (arugula)
Lineage: Eukaryota; Viridiplantae; Streptophyta; Magnoliopsida; Brassicales; Brassicaceae
Source: the annotation of a GenBank genome assembly
UACAAAAAAAAAAAGAAUUAAAUUUCGGAUAAAGGCUUUAAACCGUCCCGGUUAAGACAUAAGUACGCGCUCUUUAAAACACGCAACACCCACGUCUUCCAGUAUCCGACAGCACAUUACUUAAUAGUUAAUCAAAAGUACAUUCGCUUAAACUUUCUCACUUUUCACUUUUGUCCCCAAAUCCUUUUCAAAUUCAUAUAAAUCCCAAACAAUUCUUCCUUUCUUCAUUUCCCCUUCGUCUUCCUCCUCUGUUUCUAAUGGAACUCUCUCCAAGCCCCAAGCUUUACCCAACCGUCGACACUUCAACCACUCCUCCUCCCCUCCCAACCUCCUCCUGUCUCUACCCUUCACUCAACGUGGAUGAUCUCGUCAACAACAUCUUCCCGGAGACAGCCUCAGCUCCUCCUAUAUCAACGGAGGAAGUGAUCCUAACGAUCCACGGCGCCAUCCUCCACCUCAUCGACAAAUCCUACAGCGUCGAGCUCGCCGUCGGAGACCUCCACCUCCUCCGUCUCGUCCAAGGAGACAUCACCGUCGCCGUCUUCGCCCGCGUCAACGACGAGAUCCAAUGGCCGUUGACCAAAGACCAACCCUCCGUCAAAGUCGACGAGUCUCACUACUUCUUCUCCCUCCGACCCGUUCAAGAAACCGGGUCGGAUCCUUCGGAGAUGUUGAACUACGGGCUAACCAUUGCCUCCAAAGGACAAGAACCGUUGCUAGAGAAACUAGACGAGAUAUUAGCGGAAUACAGCGGUUUCACGGAGGAGAAAGCGGAGACGGAGGGGAUGGAGUUGACGGCGGCGAAGGAGACGGCGCCGGAGGAGUUGACGGGGAAGAGGAGGAAGAUGGUGGAGAAGCAGUGCACGGCGUAUUGGACGACGUUGGCGCCGAACGUGGAGGAUUAUAGUGGAGUGGCGGCGAAGAUGGUGGCUGCAGGGUCGGGACAGGUGAUCAAAGGGAUACUUUGGUGUGGAGAUGUGACGAUGGAACGGCUCAUGUGGGGGAAUGAGUUCAUGAAAAGGAAGUUGACGAAAGCUGAGAAGGAGAGGGAAGUUAGCCCUGCGACUCUGAAACGUCUCAAAAGAGUGAGGAAGAUGACAAAGAUGACGGAUAAAGUGGCCAAAGGAGUGCUCUCCGGGGCUGUAAAAGUCUCUGGAUUCUUCACCAGCUCAGUGGUGAACAGCGCGGCUGGGAAGAAGCUCUUUGGUCUUCUUCCUGGAGAAAUGGUUCUUGCAACACUUGAUGGAUUCAACAAGGUAUGUGAUGCUGUGGAAAUAGCUGGAAAGAACGUGAUGAAAACAACUUCAGAUGUCACUACUGAAAUUGUCGAUCACAAGUAUGGAGCAAAGACAGCAGAGGCGACAAACGCAGGGCUUGGAGCAGCAGGGCAUGCUCUUGGAACAGCGUGGACAGUAUUCAAACUCAGACAAGUUCUUAACCCAAAGAGUGCAGUUAAGCCAUCAUCGUUGGCUACAACCGCAAUUAAAGUGGCAGCUAAAGAAAGGAAGAAGGGGAAAAAGAGUUCUAAGUAGAGCCGUAGAGGAGGAGUUGUGUACUUAUAUUGUUUGAACAUCAGUCUCGUUACCUUGUUGCAGAAGCAAUAGCCAGAUUAAAAAUAUUAGGGUUUUUGGUUACUUUGCUGUCUUUGAGAAUCAAUAGAUUGAUGAUACAAACAUUAUGGAUACAGUGUGUUAAUAUUGGGUUUGAUUGGUAACCUUCAAAAUAUCAUUAAGUGAGAAUGAUAAUGUUUUUCUUUUUUUGUAUUUUUUUUUAUUUUCUCUUUUGUUUCUUUUCGUUAUAUGUUCUGUUUUUAUGCAACCCGUCGUUGGGAGCACAGUUUCGGGAAGAGAUGAGACUAGAGUUUGAAGGUCAUUGCAUUGACAUUGUAUAUGGGAGAAGUAUGUGUUUGUCAGCUGGAUAAAACAAAGUAUGUUUUGGGAGAACCCUUAUUCAACUAUAUCUUGGCAUAUAUUCACUUCUUUUUUUUUUCAUUUAUGCAACUAUAUAUGUUGGCAUGUUUGGGAACAAGAUACAUAAUGUAUUUAGACUAUUUGUUAUGUACGUGAAUGAGGUAUGAAUGUCGGAGAUGAAGUCAAUUUAAAUAUUUUGUGCACGAU